Molecule: messenger RNA, 2050 nt
Organism: Oryza sativa Japonica Group (Japanese rice)
Lineage: Eukaryota; Viridiplantae; Streptophyta; Magnoliopsida; Poales; Poaceae
Product: probable serine/threonine-protein kinase PBL7
Biological process (GO): protein phosphorylation
Molecular function (GO): ATP binding; protein kinase activity
Source: RefSeq, a predicted model, not a curated record
CGCCUCCUUAUCUCUCUCUCUCUCUCCUUCGGCUCAUUCGUCACUGUUCCACCGCCGGCUUCGCCAGUUGCCUGGCCGUGUCCGGCCACUCCCAGGAGGAGGAGGAGGACAAUGGCGGAUGCUUGGGCGGCGUCCCCUCCAUCUCCUACGGCUCCUUCGCCUUUCGCCGCGGACGACCUCGUCGACGCGCGGCUCGCGCCGUGGCCGCCGUUCGCUCCGUGGCCGGCGCCCGGGCAGCUCCACCACAACCGCCGCGGCGGCGGGCACCCGAACCCGCUCUUCACCAUCCUGCCGGCCUCGGCGCUGGCAAUAGGGGUCGUGCUGCUUGUCGCCGUGGUCGUCAUCCUGGUGAUGACGCGUCGGUGGAAGCCCGGGACGGUGGACGGCGCCGGCGGCGCCAGCUGCAACGGCGACAAGCCUGGCGGCGCCCCCGCGUCCAGCUGCGGCAGCAGCGUCCGCGGCUACAACAACUCCAGGUACUACGCCGCCGCCGCCGCCGGGUGCAUAUAUGGCGGAAGGCUGGGUUUCUCGGUGCAGCCGCGGAACCGCGGCGCGCAAGUGUUCACGUACCGGGAGCUGGAGAGCGCGACGGACGGGUUCAGCGAGUGCAACGUGGUGGGCCGCGGCGCGUACGGCGUGGUCUUCCGCGGCCGGCUCGGCGACGGCACCACGGCCGCCAUCAAGCGGCUCAAGAUGGACGGCCGGCGCGAGGGCGAGCGCGAGUUCCGCAUCGAGGUCGACCUGCUGAGCCGGAUGCACUCGCCGUACCUGGUGGGGUUGCUGGGCUACUGCGCCGACCAGAGCCACCGUCUGCUGGUGUUCGAGUUCAUGCCCAACGGCAGCCUCAAGAGCCACCUCCACCGGCGCGCGCUGGCGCCGGCGGAGCAGCCGCCGCCGCUGGACUGGCAGACGCGGCUGGGCAUCGCGCUGGACUGCGCCCGCGCGCUGGAGUUCCUCCACGAGCACAGCUCCCCCGCCGUGAUCCACCGCGACUUCAAGUGCAGCAACAUCCUCCUCGACCACAACUACCGCGCCCGCGUCUCCGACUUCGGCAUGGCCAAGCUCGGCUCCAACAAGGCCAAUGGCCAGGUCACCACCCGCGUCCUCGGCACCACCGGCUACCUCGCCCCAGAGUACGCGUCGACGGGGAAGCUGACGACAAAGUCGGACGUGUACAGCUACGGCGUCGUGCUCCUCGAGCUGCUCACUGGGCGGGUGCCCGUCGACACGAAGCGGCCGCCGGGACAGCACGUACUCGUCUCGUGGGCCCUUCCGCGGCUGACGAACCGCGAGAAGCUCGUGCAGAUGGUGGAUCCUGCCCUGAUAGGCCAGUUCUCCCUCAAAGAUCUGGUCCAGGUGGCCGCCAUCACGGCGAUGUGCAUACAGACGAAGGCGGACUACCGGCCGCUGAUGACGGACGUGGUGCAGUCGCUGAUCCCCAUCGUGAAGAGCCCACUCAUGUCCUGCACCUCCACGCCGCUGAGGCCCGCGCACGGGCACCACCACGUCGUCUACAUGAGCCCGAGCAGGGGCUCUUCCAACGGCGGUGCCCUGGAAACGCGAUGCGUCAUGCACGGCUUGGAUUGAUUAGCCAUAUGCAUCUCGAUCAGCUGCAGAUAUAUAAUGCUAGCUCCUAUGUAUUACUACGUCUCGAUCGUCGAUCGCUUGCUUGGAGUACUUUGAGCCAGGCAGAUGGGGAAGAAGAGAUGGAUGGUCAGCUUGUCAAGCUGCUCGAUCGGAGGGAGAUUGCUGGCACUACUCCCAGCUGUGUAUAGAACGGUACCAGUACCACUUCACCAAGCUCAUCACGGCUUGCUUGCAAGACAUCCUUGCAAAUGCAAUUGCAGAUUUGCUGUAGCAGUACAUCAUCACGUGCGUACGAUUGUACUAUUUAUUAGGGACAGUUGUACGACGAUUCCUUGUUCUUUUGUACGAAAUCAUAUAUAUUCAUAUAUUCCUGUAUAAGAUAGUAAUUAAGAUGGAAAAAAUACAAUAAAUGGAUCAUCCUUUUUCAGGAGCAGCUGUGUAAUUAAAAGAGUUGUUGAGUGUU